Heterobasidion irregulare TC 32-1 is the source of this 2082-nucleotide messenger RNA. RefSeq names its product GMC oxidoreductase 5 (gene gor5). Gene Ontology annotation, molecular function: flavin adenine dinucleotide binding; oxidoreductase activity, acting on CH-OH group of donors. The record is from RefSeq and is a predicted model, not a curated record. The coding region runs from base 1 to 1959 and encodes 652 amino acids. The transcript is spliced from 16 exons. Lineage: Eukaryota; Fungi; Basidiomycota; Agaricomycetes; Russulales; Bondarzewiaceae.
AUGCGACCCAGUACCUGUGGCUCGACCUUGGCUCUAUUGUGCCUUUCCCUCCCGAGCGUCUGUGCACGCCCUAAUGGCAUAAUUUCUGACCCUCGCACCUUUUCAGCACAGCAAUUCGACGUCCUAAUUGUGGGAGGCGGUGUUUCAGGGCUCGUCCUUGCUGCGCGUUUAUCUGAAUUGCCGUCACUCCGCAUUGGUGUACUCGAUGCAGGGACAUACCGUCCAAAUGAUCCGCUCCUCACUAUACCCGCGCAGUUUGGUGCGGCUUUAGGGAACUCGACGUAUGAUUGGAGUUUUUCUAGCGUGCCUCAGUCCAACUUGGGCGGCAGAGUGAUAGCCGAGCCUGCCGGGAAAGUCCUUGGAGGUUCAAGCGAAUUGAGUGCAAUGGUUUGGCAGCGUGGUGCAGCUGAAGAAUAUGAUGCUUGGGCAAAUGAUUUCGGCAACGGAGAAGAGUGGGGCUUCAAGGCACUUCUUCCAUAUUUUAAGAAGUCUGAGCAAUGGCUUCCUCCGCCACCGAAUGUUCUCCCCGGUCAAGUUAUAACCCAAUCCUUAGCUUCGGCACACGGACAAAAUGGAACCUUACCGAUUGGAUAUAAUAACUUCUAUCCUCCCGUCAUCGCAGCCGGGGUCACUGCUGCGAACGCACUCGGAAUUCCUACGAACUCGGACCCUGACUCCGGCAAUUCGGCAGACUUCUCUCUUGCUGCCCGCUCUGUGGACCCUGCCACGGGUUUGCGCUCAACCGCAGCCACUUCCUACUUGGCCCCAAUCCUGGGCCGUGAGAACCUGCUAGUAUUGACUGGUGCACAUGUUUCUAAAGUCAGUUUCACGGAGGGGAGAAACGGAGAGCUGACCGCCAAAUCUGUCCACUUUGUUGGUGGAGAGGGCAACCAAUGGUCUGGAUCUGCGAGGGCUGUAAGGGAGGUCAUAUUAGCCGCAGGACCAUUGAAAACGCCACAGAUCUUGGAAUUGAGUGGUGUCGGGGAUCAGAAUUUAUUGAAAAGCCUCGGGAUUCAGACGAAAAUUCACCUCCCGGGUGUAGGAGAGAAUUUACAAGUGAAUCCUCUUGAUCUCGCAUACAAUAAUGCUGUCUUCAUACUGAUGGGUCUCGCUGUCAAGGACCCUACUCUCACAGCGUCUGACUUCAUUGCAAAGCCGGGAGUGCUUACUCUUGACCAGCUGCGCUUCAACGCAACAUUCGCAGAGGAGCAGCAGGAGCUAUUCACCGCUAACCACACUGGUGCUUUCACAUACAAUACUGCAGACGUCGCAAUGUCACCCCUGCAAGCGUUCCUCUCGGAAAGCGAGAUCAACAAUCUGAGCCUCGCGCUUUCAUCUUCGCUGUCCAAGUCUACGAACACCUCAUCAUUGUCGAAAAAGCAAGAUCAGGUUUUGGAACGCUGGAUGAAGGAAGGAAAGGUCCCCUGGGCCGAAUUUGCGGUCACCCCCAGUGGGGGUGCUGCAUCAACGCCCGAAGGGAAUAAUUCGUAUGUGUCAAUCCUGACUAUCAAUUUGCACCCAUUUGGGCGUGGAUCUGUGCACAUCAACUCAACCAAUCCAUUCGCGAAUCCUCUCAUAGAUCCCAAAUAUUUUGCGAGCCCCUUUGAUGUCGCCGUGCACGCAUUGGGCACCGCCUGGGUCCGAAAAUGGAUGGCCACAAAACCUAUAUCCGACACGAUUGCUCAGUUGCAUGCCCCUCCAGCCAAUGUGACCGAAUUCGAUGGAUAUGUCCGCCAGGGCGUCAUCUCAACAUUCCAUCAAGUGGGCUCGACUCCACUCGCACCUCGGGCUCUAGGAGGCGUUGUUGAUCCUUGUCUACGCGUAUACAAUACAACAAACCUGCGUAUUGUAGGCUCGGGUGUGUUCCCACUCGCUGUCGGCGCAGCCCCUCAAGCUACAGUUUAUGCCAUCGCGGAGAAAGCUGCGGAUCUGAUAAAGCAAGCCUUGAGGACCCAAUGAGAUAGCAAAGUACACAGAUUACCCCCGCAUUGUCUUCAGGACGACGUAUAGACUCCAUUUGUGUACUUAGCAGCCCCUUUCGACCAUACAAUCACAGGCUUUUUUCAAGAGUUGGUCUCCACC